AUGACCGGGCCAAGCCCCAUAGGGCCCAAGAAGAUGGAGGUGCAGAUGGACUCCAAGGAUACACAGUGGUGUGCCGCCUUUACCCGCGCACGCUUAGAGGCAUGUGAGUUGCUCCUACCCAAUUGGCGGCCGCUCGCGGAGCUCUCCUCGCACCGGGCGAUCUUGCAGGGCUUCCACACGCAACCCUGCGUGGAGUUUCAGAAAGGCUACUGUGCGUUGCACCGCGUCCGGGGCAAGACCUCCUUAUGCUUUUGCUUCCACUUCGACUCCCAGCGUCGGCGCCCGCCGGUGACGCCCGGGGGCCGCCUCAGGUAUUGGGACAUGGCGUGUCAAAGCAUGACUUCAGCGUCAGUAUGUCCGGAUGGAGAUGAUUGCGUCUUCGCACAUAGCCGUGACGAGAUCUCCUACCAUCCGGCUAAGUACAAGACCCGAAGGUGCAACGGCAAAGGCUGCCGUGGUCAGGAGAUCUGCUGCUUUGCUCAUGAAGAGGAUGAGCUGCGGGCGUGGGCACCAGAGACGUAUUCGUACUGGCUACUGGUCUAUGGAGGUACUGGCGAGGUGGAAGAUCCACAGAGGUCCUUGGCUCGACGGAAGGUGCGCUUUUGCGCCUCCUUCCCCAACGUCAGCCAGUGCCGCCGUGGGGCCUCGUGUGAGUUCGCGCACUCCAGAGAGGAGGCACAGACCGAACUGCUGUCUGAGGCACAGGAACAACAGGCUCCAGAAGAGCUCACGGAGGACUUCUUCAUGUACCAGUACAAGACCUUGUGGUGCCCAAUCGGCGUUCAGCAUGACUGGCAGAAUUGCGUCUAUGCCCACAACUAUCAGGAUGCCCGCCGCAAGCUUUCCAUCGGCUAUGGGCCGCAGCCGUGCCCUCACUGGGCCAAGAAGGACCCAAGCCUGGACUACGAGCAGCGUUGUCCACAGGGCUUGCGCUGCCCCUACGCGCACGGCGCGAAAGAGCAGCUCUACCAUCCGCGAUACUUCAGGACGGUGGUUUGCCGGGACCUCCGAUCCAAGGCCUGUCCCCGCGAUCGCCUCUGUGCCUUCUUCCACCGCCGUGCCGAGCGCCGCCGGCCGCCGCCCGACGAUACCGACUACACCAGGCCACUGCCGAACGAGGCGAUCUGCGAGGAGUGGCGCGCCAACUUUCAACGACCUCCCUUCAGCGACCUCGCGCCCACGGGGCGACUGGAGGCGAAGCCCUUGCCAGCGGGUAGCGUGCCACCAGGUUCGCUUCACUCGCUUCGACUCUGUCGUCUCACUCUCCAUCCGUCCGAUCUGGUUCUCCACACGCAUCGCCUCUGUCCGGAGCCAGAAACUGGGCUGAACUAUUUGCAGGACUUUACCAUGGCACCCUUUAUGCGAAACUGGCAUGCUUUGAGAGCCGCCUUUGACGACGCCCGCUGGCCGAGCUGGCCCGGGGCGGGGCGGAGGACCCUGCGCGCACGCUCUGAUGGGUCGCAUCUGAGUGAAGAGAGCUUCGUUCGAGGGCAGGACCGCCCCACGCACCGCAUGACAUUGCCGUUGCCCGCGUGCAGUGGGGACUCGACCGCGCUGGAAAUGGCCGUUCUCACUGAGGGGCGAGGCACCCGAGUGGCGCCAACACCGGAGGGUGUGAGACUUAAGAGGCACAGCUGGGCCGGCAGUCUGAAGAAUUGGAUCGGAUUUGAGGACAGCAGAGAAAGUGAAUCUGUCUCUGGAGACUUCGACAUGCCGGUGGAGCUCAACGAGGCUGGCAAGAAGAAGGCUGAGAAGAAGGGCGGCAUUUUUGAUGUCGGGAACUUGAUCUUCCUGGCCAUCGCCGCUGCCAUAGGAUACUGCCGGUACAACCAGAUCAACAUCCCCAUUUUGGAUGACUUCAUCCGAAAGGCCCUCUACGGGGACGCUGGAGGUGGUGGCGGUGUGGGUGAUGAAGUGGCCAAUAGCAUGGCGGACGCGCGUGCAGGCAAGCCCAUCGCAGUCAGCGACGUGUUGGGGCAGAUGAACCGCUACUGCCGCCGAGGGAAGUGCAAUGACGACUACUGGGAGGCCUUGCCGGACGUGGCCAAGGCCCUGAAGAUGGGCCCUGGAACCUGGGAUCGGAAGCCGCUGAAGAAGGACAAGGCAAGAGAUCUAGAUGAACUUUUAACGAAAGUGGCGCAGCAACCACAAGCAAGGAGCGAGGCGGUUUGGAGCGCGCUGCGGAUCGUCUCGAAGGAACUCCUGGAUGUGACGCCCAAGUCCAUGAAGGAGUCGUUAGCCUCACGCGUGGCGCUGAAGAGCUCCAAACCUCCUGAGGGUUCCGUGACCCCGGAGCCCGAAAAAGAGGAGGAGGCGCCAUGGCAGAGGUCAUGGUUGACGAUCUCUGAGAACGCUUGGCAUGUCCCGGACAAAGGCAACUGGUUGACCUGUACAUAUGCCACGGACCAGUCGGAAGCGACCGGGGAAAAGAGCACUGACUGCUCACAGUCACCAGCAGUUGCGGUGGUCCAAGCAGAAAAGGAGUGGGGCGGCGGAGAUUCGUCCUCUGACUCAUCGUCCUCCGAGUUGGCAGGUGUUGAAGGGAGUGGCAGGUGUUGAGGGUUUUCCAGCAGAAAUGUAGAGCAACAUUUCAAACGUAUGAAUUCACCAUUUGUGCAGUCUGGUGGUAGAUCUUCAAGAAUACAAGCACUUGCUUAGUAGGUAGCCACAUUCCCUUCUGACCUUUGCCAGCCUUCGGUCUCGGACAUAGACAGCAAGUCACGCCCAGCUCAGGGGGGAUCCUCCCGUCAGGUGUACGCCCCGCCGGUCUCGGUCCCAAAGCCCGAACCGAUCGGAGCAGCGGUGACGCUUCACCCCUCGGGAAUAGCGCACGAGCACCUCGUGCACGAAGACCUGGAACCAAGUAGUAACAAGUGCCACGCUAGUAGGAACAAGUGCCUUACUAGUGGUAACAAAAAGCUAUUAGUAACAAGUGCCACGCUACUAGUAACAGGUGCCUUACUAGUAGUAACAAGAAGCUAUUUGAAUUAAAAUAGAGUUACAUUGAGGUGAUUGGAAGUGUUUUGCGCCACGCCUGCGCCGGCCUCUUUGGUUGCUUGCAGCUUGUGGCGCGAACGUCGCCA
Molecule: messenger RNA, 3083 nt
Organism: Durusdinium trenchii
Lineage: Eukaryota; Dinophyceae; Suessiales; Symbiodiniaceae
Source: the annotation of a GenBank genome assembly